AUGUGGAAAUCUUCUCCUUCUUUCUACUUUCUCCCAAUUGUCGCGACCGCCGCCCCAUCCAAGGCGAACACCAUCUACAACCUCGAUUCGGGGCUGGGCAACUUUUUCGCGGCGACCGCUACGCCUGUUACAACCACCGAAUCUGCUCAUCAAGAUGUUGCCGAUGUGGAUUUGGAUAGCAUCAAAGCUUCACAAAAAUUAAUCACCCCGCGCCGACCUGUCUCUAGGCCCGGACGACCUGGUGCUCGAAAGGCCCUAGUGGCGGCCGCCGAACGGCUUCAAGCCAUCGAAGCCGAACCAGUGUUUUGCGAAGAGGACGCGAGAGAUCACCUCAUUAUCGAGAAGAUUCUCGACGACGAUAGGGAUCAGCCGAUCGCAACGAGUGCCAGGCGGGGGCUGCAGUCCAUCGAAAACUUCGACCUCGCCAAGUCGGCGCUGAAACAGGCCGACCCGACGUCACCGUUUCCGGAUCUGAUGCUCAUUCGGAUUAUGGGCGAAAAGCUGAUGGACGUGCGACUUGUCUGUCCAAAGGCCUCCUCCGUACACCAACAUGCUGCCUUUCUGGUGGUCAGCCCCAAUCGGUUGCUCGCCUACAACGGCGCCUACAGUAAUAUCAUCGAAAAGAACAAGGCCGUCCAAAUAUCGAAGGAGAUCCUGCAGAAGAAAGACCUUUUCUGCGCGGCCAAGUCGGCAGAAACGUACGAGGGCGAUGCGCCGGCUUUUUUCAAAGUGCUUGGAGGCGGAUCCCCAAAUGAAGCGUACCUCCGCCCCGCGGAAGCAUUCGAGAAGCUCUCCUCCGAGGUGAACCUCGUACUCCGCGUAACGGAUGACUAUCGUGUUACUACGACCCUAAUCUUCGACUUUGGGUCCGAGAUUUACGUGUGGAGUGGAAGGGACGCGAGGAAGACGAAUGGAAACUACGCCAAGGAGUAUGCGAAGAAAUUGGCCAAAAACGGGUUCAGCUGCCAGGAGGCGAUGUUUGGGUGUGAGAUGCGAGUGGAGCGACCGAAUUGGACGAUUCUACGACACCUUCAUCAGGGCAUCCAAGACAUCCUCUUCUCGUCGAAAUUCUGGGACUGGCAGUCCAGCGAGCUGAAGCACAUGAUGCGAACACCGGUGGUGGUCGAUAAAUAUGCUUGCUUGACACCCCAACGGCGUGAUCCCGAAGACCAAGCGGGAGCUCUGGCUUCACGGCUACGCGCCUCCGAGCACCCAGCACCAAGUCUCAACCUUGAAAACUUCGAUUUUGAGCGCGAAACAAAGGACGUCAUCACCGAAGACAUCCGGUUUUGGAGGUUAAAAGAUGAGGAGCUAGAGGAAAUCGGAAUUCGCCGGCUCAACAACGGCGAGGAGGUCGAGAGGGAGACGGGCAGGGAGCGACUGGCCUAUUUCUAUUGGCUCGGCCGCGAGACGACACCAAAACAGCAGGGUCUGUGCGCCCUGAAGCUGUCCUACAUGGCGCACAACAUGCCGCAUGUUCGGCAGGAACAAGGGGCCGAGCUGCCCGUUUUUCUCGAGCUGUUUUCCGGAAAUCUUGUGAUACGACAACCUGAACAGAAAGAGCUUUUCUUCGUGGUUCGCGGCAGCGCGAAGCCGGAGUGUUCGCUCGAGCAGCUGGCGCAGAUUUGGCCGCUGAGGAGUCACGCAGUGUAUUUGGAAGCCAAGGAAGGCCAACCCGCCCUUCUGCACGUCGGCGCGCAUUGUCAAGAGGUUCACGUCGCAAACGGGCUGAGAAUGGCCGAACUGUUGUCGAUGGAUGGGUUGUGCACAGAGGGCAAGCCCGCCUCACUCCUACAGGGAGACGAUCCGAGGUACGAAUGGGUGAUCGCGAAGGGCAGGACACGGGCACCAAGGCUGUUUAGACUGUACGAUGUUGAUGGCCAUGAAGUUACGUCAAAUCAGUAUCACCCCUCGGCAGUUGCCGCCUUCCCACAUGCACAGACCCAACUCCGCGACACAAUCUUGGUGGACGCCGGCGGAGCACUGUGGGUUUGGUCCGAUGGCACACCAUCGACCCAUUGUCUCGACACGGCAACCAGGUACUGGCACGGUCGCGAGGGGCGAUGCACGGUGGUGGAGAAGAACAACGAGCCGGCCGAGUUCAAGGCCCUCUUCCAGGAGUGGAAUAAUUGGCCGGAAGACGCGGAAAACACUACUCCAGAGGCAAGCCCACCCCGCCCAUUGGCCGAUUGUUUAUCGGAACGUCGGCGAACUUUUACGCCGGCCCAGCUUCGACAACGCGAAUCCCUGCCGGCCGGUCUUGAUCUCAGCCGACUGCAUAAAUAUUUGAACGACGAGGACUUUGGGAAGGAAUUCGGCAUGUCUCCCAAAGACUUUGACGCGCUGCCAGCCUGGAAACAGAACCGGAUGCGGCAAGAAGCAAAGUUAUUC
Mesorhabditis spiculigera is the source of this 2391-nucleotide messenger RNA. The record is from the annotation of a GenBank genome assembly. Lineage: Eukaryota; Metazoa; Nematoda; Chromadorea; Rhabditida; Rhabditidae.